CUAGAAGUGAAGCCAACAGAGUUUAAUACCUCAGCUUGUCAGCUCUAUUGACAAUUUUUUUGGUCAAAUCAAAUCGAUCAAAUUCAAUUGCAGAUUGAAUUCUGAUACGAUCCCAUAAAAUCGGUUUAGCAAUAAAGGAUUAACAAUAUUUGCCAAAUAAUUGGAUACACGCAAAACGCAAGGAUUUUUUAUAUAUAUAAAAACGCGUACAACAAUCCCAAUUUAGUGGUUUAAUUGUGCUCAAAAUGAGGAGCGCAUUUUUGAUUUUGGCGCUAUGCGUCGCGGGGAUUUAUUCCAACGCAAGCGAAAAUAAUCUAGUGAGACAAAAACGUGCUGAUGGUUAUGAUUAUCCAAAGCCAAUUGUGCCAUUCCCCGAACCAGUGCGUACAACUCAGCCACCAACACGCCCACCAACCCGUCCACCAACUCGUCCACCCACAACUUAUUUGCCACCAACGAAUAAGCCCCAGCCUCCAGUAACAACUACACGGCCACCAACUCGGCCACCAACAAGAGCUACACCACCACCAACCCGUCCACCAACUCGUCCACCAUCAACUUAUUUGCCACCAACAAAUAGACCACAACCUCCAGUAACAACUACACGUCCACCAACUCGUCCACCAACAAGAGCUACUCCACCUCCAACUCGUCCACCAACUCGUCCACCAACUACACCUGUACAACGUACGACUUACGUAUACACUACUCCACGAGUUCCAAUCACAUACCCAACAACUGCAAGGCCAACAACCCGAGUAGUAACAACUACAGCUAAACCAAAACCAACAGGAUAUGAAUAUCCAACACCAAAAACACCAUUCGAAUUACCAACUACUACUAGGCCAACAAUCAGAGUAACAAAUAAGCCUCAACCACCAAUUACGACUCGUCCACCAACACGUCCACCAACUACACGUGCUACAACUCCAGCACCAACAUAUUUACCACCAACAAAUAAACCACAACCACCAGUGACAACAACACGUCCACCAACCCGUCCACCAACAAGAGCUACCCCACCACCAACAAGAGCAACACCACCACCAACUCGUCCACCAACCCGUCCACCAACAACUUAUUUGCCCCCAACUACACGUGCAACUCAACCACCAACACGACCACCAACCCGUCCACCAACUCGCCCUCCAACUCGUCCACCAACACGUGCUACUACUCCAGCACCAACAUACUUACCACCAACAAAUAAACCACAACCUCCAGUGACAACUACUCGUCCACCAACCCGUCCACCAACAAGAGCAACUCCACCACCAACAAGAGCAACACCACCCCCAACUCGUCCACCAACACGUCCACCAACUCCACCACCAACUCGUCCACCAACCCGUCCACCAACUCCACCACCAACACGUGCUACAAGUACCCCAGCUCCAACUUAUUUGCCACCAACAAAUAAACCACAACCUCCAGUAACAACAACUCGUCCACCAACCCGUCCACCAACAAGAGCAACUCCACCACCAACUCGUCCACCAACACGUCCACCAACAACUUAUUUGCCUCCCACUACAAGAGCAACUCAACCACCAACUCGUCCACCAACCCGUCCACCAACAACUUAUUUGCCACCAACCACAAGAGCAACUCAACCACCAACCCGUCCACCAACUCGUCCUCCAACACGUCCUCCACCAACUUACUUGCCACCAACAAAUAAACCACAACCACCAGUAACAACUACACGUCCACCAACUCGUCCACCAACAAGAGCAACUCCACCACCAACUCGUCCUUCCAGUACUCCAGCACCAACUUACUUGCCACCAACAAAUAAACCACAACCACCAGUAACUACAACUCGUCCACCAACCCGUCCACCAACAAGAGCUACUCCACCACCAACUCGUCCACCAACUCGUCCACCAACCCGUCCACCAACAACAUAUUUGCCCCCAACUACACGUGCAACUCAACCACCAACACGACCACCAACUCGUCCACCAACCCGUCCACCAACAACUUAUUUGCCCCCAACUACACGUGCAACUCAACCACCAACACGACCACCAACCCGUCCUCCAACUCGUCCACCAACACGUGCGACAACUCCAGCACCAACAUACUUACCACCAACCAAUAAACCACAACCUCCAAUAACAACAACUCGUCCACCAACCCGUCCACCAACAAGAGCAACUCCACCACCAACAAGAGCAACUCCACCACCAACUCGUCCACCAACCCGUCCACCAACUCCACCACCAACUCGUCCAUCAAGUACUCCAGCUCCAACUUAUUUGCCACCAACAAAUAAACCACAACCACCAGUAACUACAACCCGUCCACCAACUCGUCCACCAACAAGGGCUACUCCACCACCAACAAGAGCAACUCCACCACCAACUCGUCCACCAACCCGUCCACCAACAACUUAUUUGCCCCCAACUACACGUGCGACUCAACCCCCAACACGGCCACCAACCCGUCCACCAACCCGUCCACCAACUCGUCCACCAACACGUGCUACAACUCCAGCACCAACAUACUUGCCACCAACAAAUAAACCACAACCUCCAAUAACAACAACUCGUCCACCAACCCGUCCACCAACAAGAGCUACUCCACCACCAACUAGAGCUACUCCACCACCAACUCGUCCACCAACACGUCCACCAACUCCACCACCAACUCGUCCACCAACCCGUCCACCAACUCCACCACCAACACGUGCUACAAGUACCCCAGCUCCAACUUAUUUGCCACCAACAAAUAAACCACAACCUCCAGUAACAACAACUCGUCCACCAACCCGGCCACCAACAAGAGCAACUCCACCACCAACUCGUCCACCAACACGUCCACCAACAACUUAUUUGCCUCCCACUACAAGAGCAACUCAACCACCAACUCGUCCACCAACUCGUCCACCAACCCGUCCACCAACAACUUAUUUGCCACCAACUACAAGAGCAACUCAACCACCAACCCGUCCACCAACUCGUCCACCAACACGUCCUCCACCAACUUACUUGCCACCAACAAAUAAACCACAACCUCCAGUAACAACUACACGUCCACCAACCCGACCACCAACCAGAGCGACUCCACCACCAACAAGAGCAACUCCACCACCAACUCGUCCACCAACCAGACCACCAACACCUCCUCCAACGACCAAACAUCCUGGUUACAAUUACCCCGUACCUAGCAUUCCCUUCGAGUACUAAGCUCUGUUUGUCAAACUGCUGUAACGCUGCACAUAUAUUUCAACUGUGAAGCAGCGUUUAGUGAUAAUGAUCACUGCCUUUAAGUCUAGCAAAAUGGUACCAUCUAUUUGUCUAGGGCUAGAUACAUCUAGUCAAUACACUGUAAAAAUUUUUGUUUUUUGCAAUUGCAAGAAUUCAUGUUUUGUUUAUAUAUUUUUUAAUUAAUAAUAUUCUUAUAAUUACUCAUAGUUUUACUCUGCAAGUCGAUAGCAAACGCGUGAAUUUUUGUACAGCACGUUUGUA
This is a messenger RNA of Teleopsis dalmanni, 3473 nucleotides long. RefSeq names its product proline-rich extensin-like protein EPR1. The record is from RefSeq and is a predicted model, not a curated record. The coding region runs from base 246 to 3191 and encodes 981 amino acids. The transcript has 3 exons. Lineage: Eukaryota; Metazoa; Arthropoda; Insecta; Diptera; Diopsidae.